Molecule: messenger RNA, 2708 nt
Organism: Amoebophrya sp. A120
Lineage: Eukaryota; Dinophyceae; Syndiniales; Amoebophryaceae
Source: the annotation of a GenBank genome assembly
CUUUUGUGUCCCGGGGCCUCGUCACAUCUACGCCCCGGGGCCCCGGAACAUGCAUGGCCCGUCGGAAGGCAGGCCAGCCUUCGGUAAAGGUAGGAAGGCGGGGGGGCCGAAGCACAGGCUGGCGCGUGCAUGGUGAAUAACGUUUGGCGGUGGAGGAGAUAACGGGGCCCGCGCCGUGCUUUUCGCGGAAACGGGAAACGGGACACGCAACUUGAUUCCAGGACCCAACCUGAAUCCAGUCAACUUGAUUCCAGGGUCCAACUUGAUUCCAUUUAACUUGAUUCCAGUUACCAACUUGAUUUCAACAAUUUGACCAACUUGAUUCCUUGGACGUCCAAAGCUCCUCGUGCUUCGCCAACUUGGAAACAAAGCUCCUCGUGCUUCGCAAUAACUGGAAAAGGAUAAGACCAUGACGAGGAUCAUGCACGCCUCCGAGGAUCAACGUGAAAAAAGAAUCUUAGCCCCAGAUGGCUUGGGCAGGCCUGCAAAGAUCUCUGAACUGUUUUUUUCUACUAAUUGGUUUAACAGGCGAUUUUUUGCCGCGAUGAACCUUUUUGCCGUAAAGUGCUAGAUCCUGUUUGAGGACUACGAGACACCUAGAUUUUACGUCGACGAGUACCGUUUGUCAACAUGAUUUUGCCGCACAACUCUAUAUGUUUCUUCAGUGCCUAGGAAGUCUACCAUCGACCAUGCGAGACACCUUCGUUGCAAGUAAAUACUUUUUGUUUUUCUACUUUGCUUGUGAAAGAGGUAACUGACGGACCGCAGCUUUUUGAAUUUGAAUCUGGUGCAGAUAUAGAAAUAGGCCGAUUCUUCAUCCUCUUCAUCUUCUUCUUUCCCUGAGGGUGAGGUGGACCAGCCACAUUGGUGUCUUCAAAAUAUUAAGUGGCGGAGGAAACGAUAAAAGCGUAGAUAGAAACAUUCACAAUGCAAGAAAUCGAGCGCACGCUCCAGUCCAAUGUGGAGCAGGUCAUCGAGCGGUUCUCCAUUAUGCAAGAAAAGAAUUGAGUCUGAGUGUGUGUAAGUCCGUCAUGUCGCUGCAUCACAUCAUGCAACACAGUUACGCCUGUCAUGUUGGCCAUCCAUGAGCAGCUCUUUGUCUUGCUAUAAACUUUGUCAUGCUGUCACUCCCAGAGGACACCUCCUACAAUCACACAAUUUUUUUCUUGGAUAUCCAUUGCCUCCGUGCCAAUACAAAAGCAAGGCCUGGAAUGCUCGCUGAACUGUUUCCAGAGCUUUGAGGCAAAAAACUACAAGGACAUAGGAAACUGUGUGGAGAAGUGCCAAAAGCCGUUUCAGGAACUCGGGAGUGUCACGAAUAAAGAGUUUCAGGGUAUAGAAUAUUAAUUUGCCAAGCAAGAAUGGUACCAGAAUGGGAGUCUGUCAAUCAUGCAAAAAUCGCUUUUUAAAUACAAAAAAUCAAAACUCUAUCAGGUCUCCAGCGGGGGGUGCAAACGUGUCAACAAUCCUGCAUGGACGUGAUCCAGCCACAGCUCGACGCCAUCAGGUCGGGGCUGCAAAAGCAACCAAGCGAGGCGGAGCAGAAAUAUCCUGUGCAAAAGUAUCGUACUCGUAUAAAUGCAAGUCUUGUGUAUCAGUGGGGACGGAGCCCCCGUACUGUACGGGGCCCCCAGUACAAACAGGCACCUGCAAACAAAUUAUGCUAUUGGAAAACAACCGAAAUCUGCAUUUUUUAUACAAACGUAUGUGCCGCCAAAGGUACCCGGUCGCACCGUACAGGGUUACCAAAUACACAGGCCCGGCGGGAAUCUCCGGGGGCCCCGUGAUUAACAGGUCAGUUCCUUUUGUACAGGACCCAAAUCUGCAUGACGACUAUCUAAACGCCGCGCACUGCCACUGCGCCCGUCGUCGCUAUUUCCACAGGCCUUCGUGAGCACGACGCCGCCAUAGCCAAGCACGUCGCUCGCCUAGAUAUUUGAAGCUAUUUUGCCUUCACUGCCCCGCCCUGCUCUGCAGCGCGCGUGUGCCUACUCACAUCAAGUCGCGCGCGCGCGCGCUAUCCACUCACAUCUUCCAGCCCUGACCUCAUCUCUUUUAUUUUCGCUAUUUUCUAUACAAAUCCGUGUUCGGAGGUGCCCGGUUGCACAGGGCCGUCCGUCUUCUCUUUUCUACAAUUUCGAUCUUUUUUUGUACACUUUUCGUGUUUACUCAUGUACAUUUUUGGUAUAAGAGGGCCCGUACCGUCAGGGGUACCCGUUUGUACAGGUUCACUUGCAUUACAAUUUUUUUUCUUAUCGUAAAUCCGCAUUACAAAUUAUAUUUCUCAUGCCAAGCAGGAAAUUUCAAUUUGUAAUGCAUUUAUACGAGUACGAUACUUUUGCAAUGUAUAAGAAAGUGAUGCAGGCAAAUGUCGAGCAGUGCGCGUCAAAGUGCAUUACCGACCACGGGAUUGGCAAGUUGACCGAUGUGGAAAGUAGGUUGAUGGGCUACAUUAAAGGGUUCAGGCUGAACUAAUGAUACGUGUUAUUUCCACGAGGAAAAAUAAUGACAGUCAUGAUGCGCACUUCAACUUCUUCAAGAGCUAUACAGUUAUACAGCCUAUUCAUGACGGAAAUAGGAUAUACAUGCAGCGACAAUGAAAAAAGCGACCUAAUUUAUUUUCGUUCACAGGGCAGUGACGACAGAAGGAGAAGUAGAAAAUGAUGAGACCACAAGCGAAAUGUAGGUACUCUACUACUACUUGACAU